Molecule: messenger RNA, 3219 nt
Organism: Cyprinodon tularosa
Lineage: Eukaryota; Metazoa; Chordata; Actinopteri; Cyprinodontiformes; Cyprinodontidae
Product: AN1-type zinc finger protein 3-like
Exons: 6
Coding region: 457-1149 (230 amino acids)
Molecular function (GO): DNA binding; zinc ion binding
Source: RefSeq, a predicted model, not a curated record
CUCUUAGGGGAAGUCCUUGGUCUAUUUAUUUUUUUCUUUCUUUUAUCUUAUCCUCCCAGCUACUUAACGUCGCCAUAAUCGUGUUUCAUCCAUUUUUCCGGGGGGCUGGUGGUUAUUUUCCGCGUUCCGCUCCGGCGUAAAGCACCGGUUCCCCCCCUGACUCCGUCCCCAGAUAGAAGCGUCCUAACUUCCAGCUGAUAGUUCAAUUCUUCCACUUCUAACCGAGCCGUUUGUUCCUCCCAGCGGCCCCAACGGAACGCGUUCACCACCCUUCCUCUCCGGGUUUUGGACUUUAAAAAGGAAAUUAACGCUCCUCCUUUCUUUUGUUCGGUUCUACUCGGUACUUGGACCGUUUUCCUCUCUCCAGGACCAGGCCCCGGACCCAUCCCCGGCCUCGCGUUUCCUUAUCGGUGCUUUUCUUUUCUUUUUUUUUUUCUUUUUUUCUUGUUGGAAGUCAUGGGAGACACAAGUGAACGAAGCAAAGCUUCCUCUCUACCUCCCCGGUGUCCCUGCGGAUUUUGGGGGUCCAGUAAAACAAUGAAUCUAUGCUCCAAAUGUUUUGCUGAUGUUCAGAAGAAGCAGCCGGAGGACGAUUGCACCUCCAAGCCAAUGCAAACCAGCGGGAGUAGCCAGUCAUCCGUUUUCAUUAGCGAGACGAGCAGUAGCAGUAGCCAGUCGCUAUCGUUGUCACUGCCGUCCGGCUCAGAGCCCCCGUCGGCCGGAGAGUCCUCCACCAUGUUUUCCAGCCGGACAGAAGGCGUGACAUCCACAGACACAGCCCAAGGCACACUCUGCACGCCCACAAAACGCCCGCGUCAGGGGGCAUCAGGCCCAGAGAGCGAGGCGACGCCAGAGAAACAACCACGGACAGAAGAGGAGGAGGGGAACAGAGAGGAGGCCCGCGGGACGCCCAAACAGAAGAACCGCCGGCGCUGCUAUCGCUGCCAAACCAAACUAGAGCUGGUGCAGCAGGAGCUGGGCUCAUGUCGCUGCGGCUACGUUUUCUGCAUGCUACACCGUCUACCAGAGCAGCACGACUGCGUGUUCGACCAUCUGGGCCGCGGGCGCGAGGAGGCCGUGCUCAAGAUGGUGAAGCUGGACCGUAAGGUGGGCCGCUCAUGCCAACGCAUCGGGGAGGAGUGCUCCUGAUUGGCCACCUGGUGACCAGCCAUCCCGUUAAAGAGAUGAGGCACUUACAAAGAAGAGGAAAAGGAGGUGGAAAUAUUGGGUGACGGGAGGGAAGGGGAGGGGUGGUUAAAGCGAAGAGGAGGGGAGGGGCGGGGUUAGGUUCUAACAUCCUGCAUCUGACCCAAUAAAUCUGGAUCUAAGCUUGUUGAAGUCCUGGUUUCCUGCCUGGAGCAUCUGUUCAGACUGUUCUGUUCCAGGCCCCUCAUGGCCACUAGGGGGCCCCGUUCAGUCAAGCAUGUUCCCACACACACAGCCUUAACCCCACCCUCCCCUCCUCCAGAGGAAGGACUCAGAGACGGAUCCAGUCAGGCUUUCAUCAAGCAUUCAUCACAGGAACUGUUCUCCUGUUUUUGGCUCAUCUGGAUUCUUUUUCAGCCGUUUGAUUCUUUCUUCCGUUUGCCGUGACGUGGGCGCAGCUCCGCCCCGUGGCCACUCCUCAGGUCACCAUCAGGGGGUCUCUUCCUUAGUUCUGUUAUUUUUUUUUCCUUUCAUCAUAUUUGGAUCCAUGUGCAGCAUCAGAACCAGGAUCUCAUUCUGCUCGGUUCUAGCCGCAGCAGCACGGCGUCCAGGUCUGAUGCUGUCAUGUUUUUAAAUGUGUGGCUGUGGUGGUGAUUAGUUGAGUUUUUUUCCAACCAGUCCCUGCCUCUGCUCACAUGGACUAAAUCAUAAAUAUUAACAUUCAUGAGGAGGAAACACUAACGGACAGAAACCAAUCAGAUAAAUCCUCUGUAGCAGAUCCUCCUCGCCGCCGUCCCGGUUUGUCUCUCUGAGUGGUACUGGUUUUCCAAACACGGAGAGGAAGGACACAACCACACCUUGUUUUUUUUUUUUUUUUUUUCGUUUUCACUGAAACUUGGACAGAAAAUGUCACCUGAAGUUCGAUGGUGUUUAAUUAAGUUGAAAUCAUUCUGUGAUGGAUUUCGUUCUCUUUGGGAUUGAAAAAAGCUGUUAGAAACGUAAUGAUUAGAAUUUUAUUUUCACCUUUCUGUGGAUUUUAGCAUAAGUCACCUUGUCUGGCUCUGAGCUUUCACUUAUAAAAACAGGAAUAAAAUGUGGUUUAAACCUGUGAUGAAAACACGCUGAUGUGGAAAAUUAAAAACAAGUUUACGUUUCCUAAACUUCUCAUUCGUGAUUGGCUGAGCCGUUUCCACUUUGUGACAUCACAGAUUUAAACCGUCUCUAUUGUUUCAUUGAUCCUUUGGCUGCAGAAAUGAGGUGAACUCUUAAAUUUGUUUGUUUUUUCGCCCCCUUUUUUUUUUUGAGGUUGUGUUUUUGUCGCCGCCACGCUUUGAGCUCGCUCCGGAUUCGCCCACACAGCCUGACUGCUUGGACUCCGUGCUGUGCAUAUUGUUCAGUCUUCUAACAUGUUUUGUUCAUGACUUGCAGAAGUUUGCUCCCUCCUCAUUGUUUUCAUUUGGGCAUUGGGCACCAGUGUUUGUAAAAGUUAAAGGUUUAAAUCUGUUGAAAACAGGUUCUGAAUAAACGUAGAGAGCAGCGUUACCCGCUGUGCAGCGAGGGAAAGCCGGACUAUACAAAGUUGCUUUUUUUUUGUUUUUUUUAAACUUGAAGUCUGGAGAACUGAGACAGAAACGGGAUCUUCUGCAAAGUAAAGUCGUAAAACUUGAUGCGGGUUGAAAACCCGUGGAACACCACUGGCUAUGCUAACCCUCAUGCACACCCCGGCGUUCCUCCCUCCUUCGCCUCUCCUGCCUUUUCUGAGAACGCGUUGAAGCGUGAGAGGAUUCUGGAGAAGUUCUGGGACUGGCUCUCAUUUCCAUAUGUGUUUUUUUGUUUUUCCUUUGAGUGUUUAUGAGAAACAGAAAAAAAAGAUUAUCUUUCUGUAUCUUUUUAAAGAAGAAAAUUAUUUAACCUUAUAUCAGUUUGAGUUACUUACACCCUAGCAUAGAGUGGCAUAUUUAGUUCAAUGUAUAAAACAAGAACAUAAUUCUGUCCUUUUUUUUCUCUCUUAAUUUUAUCUUGUUCCACUUUUAUUUUUCUGCUGAGGAAAUUAAACUGGAUUAGAGGAUGGUG